AUGGGAAAUGGAAUAAUUGGAAAAAAAGACAAAUCCAAAAAUUAAUCCAAUAGAUAUGUGGAUUAAGUAGAUAAACUAUUUAAAGAAGAAUAUGAAGAGGAUACAAUCGAAGCUGCCAAUUUAGCCUUAGCAAUAUGCAAUAGAGACGAAACUUAAAAUGUGGAGAUGCAUAUGUAAUGUGAGAAUUUACCUAAAAUGGACACUAGAGGAAAAGCAGAUCCUGUAGUAUUUGUAUAUGAAUAAGUUGGGUAAAAUAAAUAAUAAAAAAAAAAUUAUAAAAAAAAUAAACAAAAAAGGUAAAAUUGGAUUUUGAGGGGAAGAACAGAAGUUAUUCCUGUUACCUACAAUCCGAAAUUUUUGAAAUAUUUUGUCUUUUCAUAUAAUAUAAUAAAUGUCUAAAAGAUAAGGUUAGAUAUAUACGAUACUGACUGCUUUUCUAAAUUAGAUGAUAUAGAAAAAUAAGAAUUAAUAGGAAGUGUAGAAUUUGAGUUAAGUUAAGUCAUGUGCGCUCCUUCCCAUUAAAUAACAAUGCCUAUUAUUAACAAAAAAAUUAGCAAAAAACUUAAAAACUCAACUUGCACUAUUAGAUGUAAUGAAUACGAUGUUGGUGGAGAUAAAGUUUAUUUUCAUUUAGGUGCAUAAGGUUUCUUUACUAAAAAUGAGCUUUUUAUUAGGAUAAGUAAUAUUAACUAAGCAAAAGAAACUAUACCUGUCCAUAGAACUGAAAAUGAGAAAAAUAAAAAACCUUCUAUAGCAUGGAAACCUUUUGAAAUCCCAUUAUCAAAAUUAGGAAAAGAUGAUAAAGUUUAUAUAAAACUUGAAGUAGUUGAAUUUGAUAAAGACAAAGGAUAAAUAGUUAUUGGUGAAGCCGAACAUACAUUAGCGUUUUUGAAAGAUAGCUCAAAUAAAAAUAUUAGAAUAACUUUUAAUUCGCUUUUCAAAGGUUAAAUAAACCUUCUUAAAGUAAAAACCAUAAAAAGAGAGUCUUUUAUUACAUAUCUUGUUUCCACAACUUAAAUUUCUUUACUUGCUGCCAUUGAUUUUACUAAUUCAAACUAACCACAAAAUAAAACUAAUUCACUCCAUUAUUUUGACCCUAGAAAUAAAUAAAACGAGAGCGAAUAUUGUUUGGCCUUAAAAAAUUUAACAGUAAUCUUAUAAUAAUUUGAUCAUGAUAAUGAUAUUCCUUUAUAUGGAUUCGGAGCUAAAUUGCCUCCUUUCUAUAACUUAGUAUCUAAUUGUUUUGCUUUGAACGGAAACUAUUUCGAUCCUAGUGUAAAUGGUUCUGUUGGUGCAGUUAAAACUUAUCUUACAUAAGUUCCUCAUUUGUAAUUUCAUGGGCCAACAAUACUUACUGAAAUAAUUAAAAUAGGUGCCAAAUAUGCAUAAUCUGAAGCAAUUGAUUAAAAGAAUUAAAAAUAUUACAUAAUGCUUAUACUUACAGAUAGUGAUCCUAAUGAUAUUGAUUCGAUUAUUGAUGAAUUAGUUGAAGCCAGUUGUUUUCCUAUUUCUUAUAUUGUAGUUGGAAUAGGAGAUUAUUAAUUUAGCAAAUUUGAAAACGAAUUAAAAUAAAUUGGCAAGAGAAUGUAUGAAAAAACUACCAAGUUAAUUUUUGAAUUUCAUGCAAAAAUUAAAUAUACGACCACAAGAAUCUAAAAAAGACCUAAAGUCAACAACAUUAGAUUAUAUUCGUUAGAAAAUUGA
Molecule: messenger RNA, 1704 nt
Organism: Ichthyophthirius multifiliis
Lineage: Eukaryota; Ciliophora; Oligohymenophorea; Hymenostomatida
Exons: 8
Biological process (GO): cellular response to calcium ion
Cellular component (GO): plasma membrane
Molecular function (GO): calcium-dependent phospholipid binding
Source: RefSeq, a predicted model, not a curated record